CGGUUCAUCUCGGUACGACAUCCCAUCCGACCCAAACAAGAAAACAAGCAGACGAAAGCAGACGGGAACGACAACGUAAAGUUGUGUUCAAGAGUGACGCUGUUUGACAAGAUUGUAUUCUUCAUUAUGACGUCAAGUAAAUAAAGUUUGACGUUAUCUAUCUGAUUAAACAAUGAUACAAUGGAAAGUGAAACAUUAUUUCCAUCUGGACAUUCCACUUACACUGAAUCGUCUACUAAGUGCUGUGAAGUGCUGAUUCCCAAAUUGAGUUCAUACAACCAUCCAGGUGCAUGUAUACAUUGUCUAUUGUAUAUCUGCCAAUUCGUGCAUCUCUACCAAAAUGGCCAACCGUGAGUUGGUAAUAGCAUUUGUGUACGAUACACAAAAGUGCACCCAAGAGGCUGAUGAUCCACAAGAUGCAGUUUUGUUCUUCCAUCCUGGCUGGGUCAGUGAGCAGCAGCGACUUGCAUUAUGUGGUCAGCUCAUGGGAGCUACGUACUUUCUGCUCGCAUCCUUCAGCCCUCCUCGAAUACUCUCUCUGCAGAGUGGAAAGUUUGCCAUUCGAACAUUUGGGCGGUAUGUUGUGGCCAUUGGGACGGACCGUAACAUUCCUGAAUGGGUGCUUGAACAAAGAGCUGAUAUCAUGACCUCACUUCUGGAGCUGUAUUUUGGUGAUCUUGAAACUCUAGCCACUCAAUGUGAAACCAAAAAGGCUGCUGGUGACACAGGUCCAUCUUUUACCGAAAAACUGGGAAGAAUAUUUGAGACAUUUCUUCCUAUUGUACAAUAUUCCAGCCAAAUUUUAGGCAAUGUACCAACAAUGAGACUGCCAAAGAGUGCCAGCCAUGUCUUUUUGGAGGCGAUGCAGAUGCUACAUUGUUGUCAAGACCAACAUGGAGUUUUAGGAGGUGCUGUUCUCUACCAAAAUAAGAUAAUUGCUAGUCAGCUGAGUGCCAAAAUAACAAAACAGCUUGUUCUCUCUGAUCCUUACCGUAUAAAGUCACCUGGGACCAAUCUUGAUGUGUCUUUUCAACUACCUGCUGGUGCCCAACUCUUGCAAGUGUUUAUACCCCAGAGAGAAUUUCACUCUCUUGCCAGAGAUGCAGAACACAUUCAAAAUACUUUUGCCCAGGUGGACAAAGCUCCUAAGGUUGUUAGCCGCAGUUCCAAGGAAUUCAUUCCAUGUCUGAAAUCAGAUAAGACCAAAAUAUUCACAGUUGUUGAAGAAGAAGAUGGAGAAACUGAAAGUGAUGUUGUUUUCUCACAUACUCUUCCUCCUUCAACUUUAAGCAACUCAAAAGUUUUAUCUCCCACUAUUGAAGAAAACUUUGAGCCUUCAAGUGAUGCUACCUCUCGUCUAGUGUGUAGCACACCCUUACGAGAUUUCAAUAUCAAUAAAGUAUUACAUGCACAAGCUGUGUCCAUAUGUAGUCGAGUAGAUGCUACAGAGGUUCCCGUCAACAAAGUGCCAGUAGCAGAUGUUGCUGAUAAUGAUCUGAUCUGCAAUCCUGUAAAUACCAUUCCUGAUGUGGUGCGAGAUGCUGUUGCUGCACGCAGUAACAAGCGAAGUGCAAUCGAGAAAAUUCAUGUAGCGAUUCCGCCUAGCAAUAUAUUCCAAGCUGUGUAUGAUUUGCGCACUUACCUGAAGGAGCAAACUCAUGGCAAAUCUUUAAGUAUGAGUUUGCCCUCUAUAAACACAAACAAUGUUCCUAUGAGGUACUAUAGCUUUGGACUUCCAGUUCCGACCGAUGAGCAAUGCUCCCCACAAAGACCUCGACGUUGUUUUUACAACACAAUAACUGACCCUUGCUUCCCUGUGUUUCGCCAAGAUGGUCUUCCCUUGUCUCAAGCCCUGUUUGAUGAGCAGAUAGCAAAUCACUACCGUGCUUUAGAUAGCAAACCUGCUUUCAAAGUGAAGCCUCUACAAUCAAAGCCUGCGGUCACUGCAAGACUCCCGCCACGUGCCUCCAUUCCAUUACAGCCUGUUAAAUCAGUAUCUGAAAAAGAGGUUCCACCUACCAACAUUCAAGUUGAGCCGUCCAGCCAGCCAAAGAAACGUCCAGUGAGUCUUGCUCUAAAGACCAUCUCAAGCCCAGAGGGUGCACCCAGUGACGUCAAGAUGGAAGUUUCAAAGGAAAGUUUCAAACCUCCAGCACAACCAGUGAGACCAACUAGUUUAAAUGCCCCAUUGUCAAAUAGGCCUACUACUCUGUCAGGUUUAAAUGAUACAAAGGAGGUAUCUUCAAAUUCUAAUGAAAAUAAGGCUCAACUUGAGGAGAGGAAACGCAUAGCUCAACAAGCUUUGCCAUCAGUUGCUCGUCCAACCAGCCUAAGUGGCGGACUUGCAAUCACACCGCUUAUGGCAAAACUGAGUCAUUUAGCUCUAGAUCGGUAUGGGGUGAUGACACCAGCCACAGAUCCAACACCGAGUGAGCCGAAGGAUAUGACAUUUUCUAACAGAGUUGAAACACCAAUGGUCCCAUUUCCCAAACCAUUGCCACGUCUCAGUCAGUCUGACUUGGAGGAAUUUGCUGGUGAUGGCAACAGAGAGGCAGUGCUUCUUGUUUGUGGCAUGCAGAGCAUGUCUCUCUUACUCUUGCUGGAUCCAAAAUCAGUCAGCUCUGACUUGUUAAAAACAGUGUGGGAUGUGUCAUUCCCUAGCAUGGAACAUCUCGAGCAAACCAUGAAUCAUUCUCUAGACCACGUCCCAGCAGCUGGCAAUAGUGGUGCUGACUCGUACAGUUUUCUCUGCAUUGACCCUGCAUGGGAUACUGUGCAUAAAGGUGGGGUGUGGAGUGGCCCUGAACUCGAACUUGUAGGAAGCUUGCAUAGAGACUUUCAAGACCAACCCAACCUCACAGAAAUAUGUGUCAGGGUCCACGAAAGCCUAGUGUAUGGUUACCAAUGUGGUCAGGCAGAGGUCUUUUACCAGCAGCAGCAAGCCGGCCAAAGUGGCGUUGGUCUUCCCACCCCAGCAGACCUGAUGGGCACUGUGCCACUGAAGGCAAGGCGUAGACUAGAAAGAGAUCACGGUAUUGUGCUGCUAUAGACCAUAACCAUAACCUUCUAGUCAUUGUGCUUAUGCAUAACUUAAAAAGAAAGUGCUACUCAAGAGUUUGUUUCACUCUGACUCCUUUAUGAAAUUGAUUUGUCACAUAAUUUCAAGUUUGUUGCACUUAAGGCCUCCUACUUAGUCAGAAUUGCCUGACAUAAUCAUACUGAAAGCUAUUAAUAUUUGGGUGGAAGCCAACCAAUGAAAUUUCUUGGCAUUUGUGAUGUUAUUUUGCAUCCAUUCUAGUCUUUUGUUUUGAUUAUAGACAUGCAUUGAUGACCAAGCUGUUUACUUUUAUGAAUUUCUUCUAAAUUUAGAAGAUAAAUUUUUGAUGACUUGGGCUUUUGUGCUUUUUUCUGUAAAUGAUAAUGUACUGAAAUUGUGAUUAUGACAUAAUCAUACUGUAAAAAGAGUUAAGGGAAAAUGUAUGGAGGUACAAAGAUUUUAUUAAUGAACCAUUUUUUGUAAUUAUGGGAUCAGUGUUACUGGUAUGUAUUUUAGUUUGUGUAUUGUUAUUUUUUUAAGGUUUUGAGUUUUUAUUGUCCUUUUAUUGGAUUGUAUUUUUUAUAUUGACAUUCCCAGUUGACUGUUUGGAGGGGUUUUAAGAAACACAUUUUGGUUGUGCUUUUGUUUCAUGCAAUGAGAGAAAUAAUUCAACCCCAUGUGUCUUCAUUCGUAAUUGAUACAAUUAUUGCUUCUGUUUUCAAUGUGACCUCUAUUUAUUUUGUUGUCGUAUCUUUACAUUCCUAAAGAGCUUAUUUAUAUUAAUGUUCAUUUUAUUCAAACAUGUUAAGAAACUUGUAGUUUCCAUUUUUUUUAUGGAAGAAUUGAAGUCUUAAGCAAUUAUGUUAGACUAUAUAGUAGACAAGCUUUAGGUGCUUAAGAGUAGCUAAGCGCAGACUGCAUUAUGGUGCCAUUUGAUUUUGACCUUGUUAGUGUACAAGCAUAUUUCAGAAUAGGUGCCAAAGUAUUUGCCAUUUUAUUUUGGACUUCUUUAGGAUGUUUAAUUUAGGCAGCAGGGUACUUUAACUUGGUCAAUCAAUAUCAUAUUAAACACUCUGCUGAUUGUCUUUAUUUUUUGUUAUUGUUGUUUUUGUACUUUUGCAGAAAAAUAAUGAAUAGGAAAAAUGAAAUGUUCAUUUUAGAUUUCAUGUGAUGUUGCUAGCCAAAUUUAUAAUUUUCAUCCCGGUUUUGUAGACAAUCGCUCAAUGUUGUGAACCUGUGCAGUAAGUCUUUUGCUCGGACAUCAAAUUAAUUUGAUAGGUUGCUAACAAUGUCAGAUCUCACAUUUGCUGGAAGAAUGUUGUGUGUCAGUUUUAUUGUGUGCUGAAGUCAAAUUAUUCUACAUGUGAGAAUUUUAAGGUUCUGUAGUUUUUAGGUAGUGCUAGUUUUUGUAUUAGUAGUUAGUACAUGAGUUCAGCCAUAUCUGCUAUACCUAGACUAGUGUAGUUCCCUCUCUUUUCCCUUUCCAUCUUUCUAUUGUCUUUUCAUCCGUUCAUUUUUUCUCAUUGGUUUCUGCCUAUUGUCUGUGUCUUUAUAUAGGAACUCGCGAUUUUUGUGUGCUCCUGAUUUCAAAUGUGAUCAUCAGUGGCUUGGCUGUCCACAAUUGGAGUCUUAGUUGUGAUUUUUAAAAAGAAAUUUAAGUGCUCUGAUGGUUAUCUCAAGUGAUAUGAAGAUGCAGUGUAGACUGUCUUUUCUUUCUGUUACACUCCUAUAUGUUAUUUUUGAGUAAUGAGUCAUUCAUUCCUAACUUUUUUCUUUUUAUUAAAGCGGUAUUGUAUUGUUUGCA
Molecule: messenger RNA, 4841 nt
Organism: Thrips palmi
Lineage: Eukaryota; Metazoa; Arthropoda; Insecta; Thysanoptera; Thripidae
Gene: HPS4
Product: Hermansky-Pudlak syndrome 4 protein homolog
Exons: 14
Coding region: 341-3049 (902 amino acids)
Biological process (GO): vesicle-mediated transport
Source: RefSeq, a predicted model, not a curated record